This is a messenger RNA of Fraxinus pennsylvanica, 1785 nucleotides long. The record is from the annotation of a GenBank genome assembly. Lineage: Eukaryota; Viridiplantae; Streptophyta; Magnoliopsida; Lamiales; Oleaceae.
AUGUUUGGUUGGGAUUUGUCGCCAAGAAUUGGUGAGAGCACACACUCCACUUGGGAAAGGUGUAAUAUUUUGUUGGUUUGGAAGAGUUGCUCGCCAAGUGCUCCUGCCUUCUGCAAGUCAUUGUUCUUUCAAUCUGUCCGGCAGUUUAUAACCAUGGCCAACGAUGCUGGUAUACUACCUUCUGGGAGAGAGUGGACAAUGCCACUCUUUGUCUUCUUCAAAGAUGCUAGAUAUGUUUUCAAAAGGGAUGAUCUUGGGCUGGAAAUACUACGCAUUGCAUUCCCCGCAGCUCUGGCAUUAGCUGCUGAUCCUAUUGCUUCUUUAAUUGAUACAGCAUUCAUUGGCCAUUUAGGUCCGGUGGAAAUUGCUGCUGUAGGAGUUUCGAUUGCUAUUUUUAAUCAAGCCUCUAAGGUUACCAUAUUCCCACUUGUUAGUAUCACAACUUCUUUCGUUGCUGAGGAAGAUACGGUUAAAAGAAUUAGUGAUAAAAAACUAACAAGCGAAAACUCAGAGAAAGGUACUUCCAAGAACAAAGAAGCGGAUGAGCUGGUGCCGGAAAAUGCCGUGCUCGAAAACUUAGAGAAGGGUUCAGCAGAAAAAGAUGAAACAAAAGAGUUAGCUUCGGAAGAUGAUUUCAGAACUACUACAUGUAAGUCUCCGGAUGUUAUCAGCAGCAAUCCAAAGAAUGGAAAACUCAGUAGUGAACGCAGAAACAUCCCUUCUGCAUCAACUGCGCUACUUCUUGGUUGUGUGCUUGGACUCCUUCAGACCAUGGUCCUCAUAUUUCUAGCAAAACCGUUCUUAGGUUUCAUGGGUGUAAAAUCUGGAUCUCCCAUGCUAGCGCCUGCACUGAAGUAUUUGACACUGAGAUCACUUGGGGCUCCAGCUGUUCUUCUUUCUUUGGCCAUGCAAGGAGUCUUUCGAGGUUUCAAGGACACUAAAACUCCUCUUUUUGCCACUGUUGCAGGAGAUUUGGCAAACGUAAUUUUGGACCCAAUUCUUAUAUUUGUGUGCCAUAUGGGUGUGAGCGGUGCAGCCAUUGCACACGUCCUUUCUCAGUACUUGAUCUCCGUGAUUCUCUUAUGCAAAUUGAUGAAACAAGUUAAUCUAUUAUCUCCAAGUCUUGGAGAUUUGCAGUUCAGUAGAUUCCUCAAGAAUGGUUCUCUGUUACUAGCAAGAGUUAUAGCUGUGACUAUCUGUGUGACUUUGGCUGCAUCAAUGGCUGCAAGGCUAGGUCCAACACCUAUGGCUGCCUUCCAGAUAUGCUUGCAGGUCUGGAUGACAUCAUCACUUCUUGCUGAUGGUUUGGCUGUUGCGGGACAGGCUAUCCUUGCUUGUGCAUUUGCUGAGAAAGACUAUCAGAAAGCAACAGCUGCUGCAGCACGAGUACUCCAGAUGGGUUUUGUACUGGGACUUGGACUUGCUCUUUUUGUGGGACUUGGUUUGCAAUUUGGAUCUGGAAUUUUUUCGAAGGACAAAAGUGUUAUUCACAUUAUAUCUAUAGGCAUCCCGUUUGUUGCAGCUACACAGCCAAUAAAUUCAUUGGCAUUUGUUUUUGAUGGUGUUAAUUUUGGAGCAUCUGAUUUUGCAUAUUCUGCAUAUUCCAUGGUUCUAGUGUCAGCAGUAAGCAUUGGAUUCCUGUUUUUCCUCUCCAAAACUAAUGGUUUCAUUGGAAUAUGGUUUGCUUUAACAAUUUAUAUGGGAUUGAGAGCAUUUGCUGGCGUUUGGAGGAUGGGAACCGGAACCGGGCCUUGGCACUUUCUUAAAGGCCGACUGUUGCCAUAG